CGCUACAACGUGUUUUUAUCGCUGGCUGUCCAGACGGAAGGUGCUGAAACGCUUUGUCGCGUGUCUGGAAGAAGUGAAAACUUUCCUGGGCAGCAAAGGGCUCACCUUUCCUGAGCUGGAACAGCCAGAGUGGCUGGAAAAGCUACACUUCAUGGUAGACAUGACAGCGCACCUGAACACGCUGAACACAGCUCUUCAGGGGAAAGGACGUACAGCCCUGCACAUGUUGGAGGAUGUUUUGGCAUUCGAGCGCAAGUUGACAGUGCUUGCCAGAGAUUUACAGAAAGGCACUUUGUCUCACUUCCCCAAUUUGAGAGAGUUCAAACAAGGUCACGACAUGAUAAUUUCUGAGUAUUUACAUUCUGCAAUCAUCGCAAUGCAAACAUCGUUUGGGAAACGCUUCUGUGAGUUCAGAGAGGAAAAAAACACAUUAUCCUUCCCGGUCACUCCCUUAAGCAUCGAUCCUUCCCUACUGAAUACGACUGCAUUGGCAGGUGUGAGUCAACCUGAUCUUGAGAUGGAACUGGCCGACAUAGCCGACAAAGACAUAUGGGUGUCCAAGUUUAGACGCUUGACAGCAGACCUUGAAGAUGUUGCCCGUCAGAAGGCCGUUCUUGCUCAGAAACACAAAUGGAGUGAUAUUGAAAACCUCACAGAUGACAGCUUGCGAUCCUGUGUAAAGAUGAAGGUGACAUCAUACAGCCCUGAUGUGCAGACGCUGUGCGCUGAGGUCCAGGAGCAGAAAUCCCAUUAACCAAUCCUUUCAUUUUUCAGGAUGACAGCUGGCUGACGUUAUUUUUGGUUUGCUGCUGGCGGAAAAUUUAAGUUCGGCGUUUUUCAUAAAUACAAGAAGGACUCAAAUAGACAUUGAAUAUUUUACUUAAAAGUAACUUUCAACCCAACGUCUUUUUUUCGGAGUUCAAAAUGUUUUUGUUGCAUGCAGAAAUGUAAUUUCGUUUUCUCUGCAGGAGUUCAUCAAUUUCAUAAAUGCAACACAUUAUAGUUUGUUUAUACAUAGCAUAAAGGCAAAAAAAACGUUGUAUGCAGUGUUAUUUCAUUUUAAAUGUCAAACGGGUUUUGCGGCUCCCAGUGUUUUCUUUUCUGUGGGAAACGGGUCCAAGUGGCUCUUUCAGUGGUAAAGGUUGCUGACCCCUGGUAUAGGGUCUCCGAGAGACAGGAUUGACCUGCGCUAAGGAAGGCAAGGACUGAUUAAAAAUGGUCAGCAUGGGUUUGUGUGUGUAAAAUAGUAUCUUCCAAGUUUCAAUUGAAUUUUUUGCAGAAGUGACAAUGAGGAUCGAUAAGGGGAGGGAUAGACAUUGCCUACAUGGACAAAGUCCCUUAUGGUAAGCUGGUCUGGAAGUUUAGAUCAU
Molecule: messenger RNA, 1370 nt
Organism: Hypanus sabinus (Atlantic stingray)
Lineage: Eukaryota; Metazoa; Chordata; Chondrichthyes; Myliobatiformes; Dasyatidae
Product: general transcription factor II-I repeat domain-containing protein 2-like
Exons: 2
Coding region: 152-754 (200 amino acids)
Source: RefSeq, a predicted model, not a curated record